Messenger RNA from Mollisia scopiformis, 383 nucleotides. RefSeq lists its product as uncharacterized. The annotation marks the transcript as partial. The record is from RefSeq and is a predicted model, not a curated record. The transcript is spliced from 3 exons. Lineage: Eukaryota; Fungi; Ascomycota; Leotiomycetes; Helotiales; Mollisiaceae.
AAUAUACACAUACAUACAAGUUUCUAUUCAACUUACUCUUCAAACCUUCAUAAUGGAUUUCCUCAACAAAGGCAAAGAGAUGCUCAGCCAAAGCGGUAACACUGGCGCCGCGCAAGGCCAACAAACCACAAGCAACGUCCAACAAGGCGGUGCUGGACAGGAGGAUUACGGUGACAAGGGACUCGACUUCAUCGAGAAGAAGACCGGACAUACAAUGGGUCGCGACACAAACGAGAAGAUCACUGAUGGUGCGAGGGGAUUGUAUGAGAAGGCUACUGGGUCGUAUCGAUUCGCAGGAGCACGGUUAACCCGAAGUGGUCUAACUGAGGGUGUGUCUUGGGUGGUGUUUUAUUAGGCAUGGAUGGGAUGGGUGGUUUGGUUGG